GAUCAUUUGAGCCAGUUUUCUUAAGUCCUUUGUUUAUAUUAUAUUUAUGUGGAACUAUUUCAUAUUUUUUUCACUUAUAUUUCUUAUAAAAACACAAUCAUAUGUAAUACAGAAUAAUAAAACAGAUCAAAUAUUAUAUAAAAGGGAUGAUAAAGUAAAACUUAUUUCAGACAAAAUCAAAAAGCCGGAUACCGAUCCUUCUUCUUAUAAAUUAAUUGAAUUAACGAAUCGACUUAGAGUUUUAUUGAUCAGUAAUCCAGACACACUGAGAUCAGGAGCAGCAUUAGAUGUAAAAGUUGGCCAUUAUAGUGAUCCUGAUGGUAUUCCUGGUGUUGCGCAUUUUUGUGAGCAUUUAUUAUUUAUGGGCACAAAAAAAUAUCCUGGAGAAGAUGAUUUUUCUGGAUAUUUGAGUACACAUUCUGGAAGUUAUAAUGCGUAUACCGGAACAGAAGAUACAAAUUAUUUCUUCAGUAUACCGCAUAAUUAUUUUGAGAAAGCAUUAGAUAUAUUUUCUCAAUUUUUUAUUUCUCCUUUGAUUUCAGAAAGAUCGGUAGAACGAGAAGCGCGUGUUGUUGAUUUGGAACAUAGAAAGAAUCUGCAAAGUGAUGAAUGGCGUUUAUUUCAACUCGAGAAAUCCAUUUCUAGUCCGAAAACUCCUUAUCAUAAAUUUGGUACAGGAAACUACAAAACAUUAGUAGAAGAUACAAGAAAAAAAAAUAUAAAUAUUGCAUCUAUAGUUUCCAAGUUUUUCCAAGAACAUUAUUCUUCAAAUUUAAUGAAGCUUGUUCUUUUUUCAUCAAAAACUCUUGAUGAACUCGAGAAAUAUGCUGCUACAUAUUUUUCAGAUGUUCCUGAUAAAAAUCUUGAAAGACCUAAAUUUACUGAAGAGCCAUUUGGAAAGGAUGUUAUUGGGAAUCAAUAUUGGUAUAAACCGAUAGCAGAUAAAAUGACAAUGGAACUCGUGUUUCCUAUAACUUCUCAGAUUCAUUUAUAUAAGACAAAUCCUACUCUUUAUUUGAGCUAUUUUUUACAGCAUGAAUCACCUGGUUCUAUUUUAUACUUCUUGAAGAGACAAGGAUGGGUAACUUCUUUGAGUGUUGUACAUGAAUAUAUAGUCUCCAAUACAGAUAAUUUUAGAAUAGGUAUAUCUCUUACUUCUCAAGGACUUGAUAAUUAUGAAGACAUAAUUGGACUAUUAUUUAAAUUUCUGAAAAUGCUUAAAGAUGAGGGUCCUCAAAAAACAUAUUUUGAUGAGUUGAUUCAAAUAGAUGAAAUAUUUUUUCGUUUUCAGGAUUUGCCGCAAUUAACUUCAUAUGUUUCAGACUUAGCAAGAAAUAUGCAGGAUUUAUACCUAGAUGAUGUGGAUAUAUUGAGGAAUACGUAUGUUUCUGAGUAUAACUCUACACAUAUUACGCAGUUGCUUGAUCAGUUACGUGAUGAUAAUUAUUACCUUUUUAUUUCUACCAAGGAUCGACCUGAUGAAUGGGACAAGAGAGAACCUUGGUAUGACUCAGAGUAUAAGGUAGAGUCUUUUAGUUCUACAUUAUUGGAGAAAACUAAAAAUUAUACUACAAAAUAUAAGUUGAAAUUACCAGAAAAAAAUGUUUUUAUUUCGGAAAAGUUCAUUACGAAAAACGUUUCUACUAAUAAAACAACUAAACCUGUUCUUUUAUAUUCUGACGCUAAGCUUCGUUACUGGUAUAAGGAAGAUGAUACAUUUUCUACGCCUAAAUCAUCUGUAUUUAUAUCAUUUAAAAUUCCUGAUUAUUCUUCUUCACCUUAUGAAACUGCUCAUUCGAGUGUCUAUGUUAAUAUGUUAUUUGAUUAUAUCUAUUCGACACAUUAUAAUGCUGUUGCCGCGGGUUAUCAUAUUCGUUUAUUAUCUAGAAGCUAUGGAAUUUUCUUGUCUUUAUAUGGCUUUAGCGACAAAAUACUUGUAUUAUUUGAUGAAGUCGUUAAAUCUAUGGCCAAAUUUUCACCUUCCAACACUUCUUUCGAAAUAUCUAAACAGAGGCUUGUGGAUUCCUAUGUAACUAAGGAGUAUUCAAUGCCUUUUACAUAUGUGGCAGGUACUUUUCCUCAAUUACACAAUCCAUUCCUAUGGCCUUCUUCGGAUAUCUUAUAUGCACUAAAUUUAAUGACCUAUAAUGAUAUCUAUCAUUUUCAUUCAAGGAGGUUUUCUUCCAUAUUUUAUGAGGUAUUGGUAGUUGGUGUGGUUUCAUACCAAACACCAUAUUUAUUUGAGUUAUAUUUUCGAGAUCUUUCUUCUAAAGUUCAAUAUCCGUAUCAAGUUCUUCCUCCUCGAUCCUUUGUUAUUGAAGAAGGAAGUAAUUAUAUUUACGAAUUAGCUUUACCGAAUCCUCUAGAAACAAAUUCAGCAAUUCUUUAUUCUUUACAAUUUGGAUCAUCAAAAGAUCCAAGAUUAGUAGCAAUACUUAAUGUUAUCUAUACUCUUAUUAGAUCGCAAUUGUUUGAUCAAUUGAGAACAAAGGAACAAUUAGGUUAUGCUAUUAGAAGUAUGUUUUCUAGUGGAGAUGCUCUAUUAAGUUUUUUUUUCAUUAUUCAAAGUCAAAGGGAUCCAUAUUAUUUAGAACAUCGUAUCAAUGCAUUUUUAUAUAAAUUUGCAGUUUUUAUCGAUCACCUAACUGAUGAAGAACUUAAAGGUUAUAUUGACUCCUUAAUUACUUUGACUCUUCCAAAUUAUAAAGACAUUUAUGAGGAAUCGUCUACGUAUAUGUAUACUAUUUUAACAGGGUUUUAUGAUUUUGAUUUUAAUUCUAAAAUGAUUGCUGUUUUUAAGGAACUAACGAAAGAUGAUAUAAGAAAUUUCUAUUAUGCGCAUUUCUACCCUAGUGCUGCUAAUCGGAGAAAAUUAUCUAUUCAUUUAAAAUCGCAAACUUUAGAAACUGUUUCCGUUCGAGAUUUGUCGCCAAAAAGGUUACAAUAUUAUUUUAAAUGCAACGGAUUAGUUCUCUCAUUAGACGAAAUUUAUAACCUAAUAGAAGCUAUUCCUACAUUAGCAGAAUUUGAGAAAGAGAUAGAAAAAUUGCUCAAAGAAAAAUAUCCAGAUAAGGAUGUUUCUACGGUAGUUGCGCAAGCUUUUGAAUAUCUUAGGAAAUUAUAUCAGAAAUUAAAGGAAGAUACUAUUAAAGAUUACGAUGCAGUACAUUUUACAGAUAUAGCCGUAUUUAAGAAUUCUUUAAAAUUAUCGCCUGCACCUCUUCCUAUAUUAGACUGGAGUAAAUAUAAAUCUAAAGUUGUAUAAUUUUGUUAAAAUUGGAAUUGUGUUUUUAUGAUUGAAGUUAUAUAGUUUUACUAGGAUUGGAGUUAUGUAGUUUUGGGGAGUUAGAGUUAUACGAGUUUAUAAAUCUUGAAUAUAUCAUUAUAUAAUAUCUUUUCUAUUAUUAUUUUUAUUGCUCAAAGUUUGAAUUAUGUUCAAUGUAAAGUUUUCUGCACGG
Molecule: messenger RNA, 3458 nt
Organism: Pneumocystis carinii B80
Lineage: Eukaryota; Fungi; Ascomycota; Pneumocystomycetes; Pneumocystales; Pneumocystaceae
Exons: 19
Coding region: 47-3265 (1072 amino acids)
Biological process (GO): peptide catabolic process
Cellular component (GO): mitochondrion; cytosol
Molecular function (GO): metalloendopeptidase activity; metal ion binding
Source: RefSeq, a predicted model, not a curated record